Uloborus diversus is the source of this 1119-nucleotide messenger RNA. RefSeq names its product ATP synthase subunit b, mitochondrial-like (gene ATPsynB). The record is from RefSeq and is a predicted model, not a curated record. Lineage: Eukaryota; Metazoa; Arthropoda; Arachnida; Araneae; Uloboridae. The coding region runs from base 83 to 925 and encodes 280 amino acids. Gene Ontology annotation, biological process: proton motive force-driven ATP synthesis. The transcript has 8 exons. Gene Ontology annotation, molecular function: proton transmembrane transporter activity.
GAUGCUUUAGUUUUUCUCUAGCGUGGCAACAGAGGAGCAGUCAAGGUGAUUUUCGGAAGUCUUGUUCGGAAUUUCUGCAAAGAUGUUACGAACCGCAUUUUCUAAUAAAAAUGUUUCAAAUAUAGCUGCAGUUCGCAUUUUUAGACCUGCAUGCUUUCAACGAGAAGAGAGUUCAUCUGCCGUAAAAGUAUUUACUCCUCAAGUUUAUGAAGAAGAUAAGAAAAAAAUUUCCGAAUUGCUGAGUAAAGAUCUGCCAAAACCUUACGAUGGGCCAGAAAGGGACCAUGUUAAUUUCCCUAGACGUGUGAGACCUGAAUGGCCUGGAAAAGUUAGGAUGGCAUUCCUUCCAGACGAAUGGUUUCAGUUCUUUUAUAAGAAAACUGGAGUCACUGGACCAUAUGUGUUUGGCACUGGACUUUUGACCUUUCUGUUCUCUAAAGAGUUCUAUGUAUUUGAAGAGGAGUUUUCCACUGGUUGUGCCAUCUUCUUGCUGGCUUACAUUGCAAUUAAAAAGUUUGGACCAGCUACAAAGGAAUAUGUGCAUAAAUAUAUUGAUAAUGAAUAUGCAGAACAACAGAAGCAAAAAGAUGAUAUAAUGAAAGAAAUUGAAAACAAAAUUGUGGAAGUCAAGAAAAAUGUAUGGCAUGCUGAAGGCCAAAAGAUUCUUAUGAAUGCUAAACGAGAAAAUGUCUUGAUGCAAUUGGAAGCAGAGUACCGAAGUCGUAUGAUGCAAGUGUACACUCAAGUCAAAAAGCGCUUGGAUUAUCAAUUGGAUUUAUACAAUACUAGAAGGAAACUAGAACAGAAGCACAUGGUUGAUUGGAUUGUAAACAAUGUAGUGAAAAGCAUAACCCCACAACAGGAGAAAGAGGCUCUGCAAAAGUGUAUUGAAGAUUUAAAACUCCUUUCUGCUCGAGCACACUGAAAAUAGUAUUUUAGGAACUGUAAAAAACCCAAUCCCAGGAUGUAUGUACAUUCAAUAAUCAAUAGCAUUGAAUUUUCAAACUUUUGGAAAGUGAUUAAAAGAAUUCUUAAUGUAGGUCAUUUCGUUGUAUGUUAAAAAAGAAAAACUGCUCCACAUGUAAUAAUCAUAUUAAAAUUUAUAAUAAUUUUUGUUAA